AUGGUUAAAGCACGUUCUUUGUCUCCUGCUGAAAGGAAUCGCCAUAAUAUCAAUCGGAUAAACAGUGGGUCGAAUGGUAUUCAAGAAAAAAAGUCAAGGUCCGGAUCUCGAGGAAGAUCUCACGACAGGAAUCAAGGUUCCAGUCGAACCGAGAUAUUGGGAGAUAGCUCUUCGGAAGAUAAUUUACUAAUGACAACACACUCACCAUCGUGGCAAAGAGAUUUUAUCAGAGAUAAAUCUCCUCGGAGAAGAGGUGAAUACUCAUCUCUCAUUGGUGGGAGUAGGAGUCGAGAUCUUACACCAGCCAGAUCUGCCAGAUCUGCAGUAAUAUCGGGAAGGCCAAUAACAAUUGCAGAAGGUGAAGAACUGGACCAAAGUGAGCCGCUCAUUUUGCCUGUUUUCAGCGCCAGUUCCACAAAUUUGAGAGUUCCCGAUGAAUCACAGGCCAACGUAGUUCCAUAUCCGGCCGAAGAGAUUGACACCUAUGCUUUACCGGAUGGUCAAAGGCAGAGAAUUCAUGAAGAAAUUGAAGAUGAUUUUGAUAAGGAAUUCGAUCGGGAUAUUAGCUCUAAUUUAGGAAAUCGGGUUCCUCAUAAAGCAUCGAUACGAAGGAAGAUUGGAGUUGACGACAAUGAAACUGACGACGAAAAUAGUGCCAGCUCCCAAGGAUCCCUGUUAGAUGCCACCAUAAGUAACAAUGGUGGCGACCCUUUUACUGAGACUUAUCAGUUGGAAGAUCUUCAGCCACAUGAAUCUUCUCAGGAAGAUUCCAGUCAUCCAAAGCCUCGCAACUUUGUUGAUCUAGAGAAUCAGAAGAAGAAUUCGAAUCUAGCAGAUCAGCAGCCUAUGAAAGAAGCCAAAGAUCUUGUCGAUCAGUAUAUCGGUCGAGGUAGGAGUAGAUAUAGAGAUGGAUCUCAUAGCUUGUUGGUUUCUGAACCAGGAGACGAGAGCGUUCCUGAAGAUGGUAUAACAGGGUUACCUCGAAAGGUGAGAUCAGGGGUUACGUCCAAUCUAAUGAGGCUCAAUGAACCUGAUGAUGACUAUGAAGAUUACAGCGGCAGUGAAUUUUCUGAACCGAUAGCUAAUAAGCAUGAUAAGAGCCACAGCCAUCAACUUCAUCAUCCUUUCAAUAAGAUCAAGCCAUUUUCUUCCUCCACUUCGAGUCUUCAACCGAUUUUCUCCAAGAAAAAUCAUAGAAAAGUGAAAUCCAGCUUUGAUAUGCCGUCGUUCAGUCGUACUCCAUCUACCUUUGACCAUAACGGACAGCGAAGUCAUAGUGCGGAUCGAAUGGCCAAGAUGUUUGAUCUCAGACAUCGGUUCAAAAGAAAACUAGGUCGUGAUACUAGAGCCAGGAUUACUGUCCACAUUGCAGACAUUUUACAAAGACAACGAUUUCUUUUGACACUAUGUAAAGCUUUUAUGGGCUAUGAUCCUUCCACUAAAACUUCUGAUGUUAAAGUCGUCAGAGUAUCUCAAGGUUUCAAUCUUGCUAAGCUCGACGAUGCCCAUGAAAUUUACAAAUCUGUGGUUCAUGAUAGGAUGGGAGUCGAAGAAGCUUCCCAGAAGUUGGAUCAACUUCUGAACAUAAAGUCACCUUUUAAUCGUUUCUGGCUGAUUGUUUUCUACGGUCUAUCCAGCAGUUUUAUUAUUAUUUGGUUUGAUGGCUCCUUUAGAGAUAUGGCUCCCAGCUUUGUUAUGGGAUGUAUUGUUGGAUUUUUCCAGCUUGUUAUUGCCCCAACAUCAUCCCUUUAUUCUUCUGUCUUUGAAGUUGCAAGCUCCAUCUUGCUUAGUUUUAUAGGAAGAGCUAUUGGUUCUAUAAAUCACGGUAAGCUCUUUUGCUUCAGUGCCAUAGUUCAGAGUGGUUUGGCCAUGAUUCUUCCUGGUUACACUAUUCUUUCUGGUGCACUCGAGAUUCAGAGUCGAUCCAUCGUCUCUGGAACCGUGAGAAUGUUUUACGCAAUCAUCUUUUCCAUGUUUCUUGGAUUUGGUAUGACUUUGGGGUCUGCUCUUUACGGCUGGAUGGACAAAAAUGCCAUCGAUACAACUACCUGUAAUGCGGGAUCGGUUCUUCAUCCCGCCUGGAACUUCUUAUUCAUUCCUGCAUUCACUGUCUUUGCUACCCUAGGUGUCGAAGCACGUUUUUCACAGCUUCCUGUCAUGGUAAUCAUUGCCUGCGGUGGUUAUGCAGUUGACUAUUUCUCUGCCAAACACUUUGGAAUUACCCAGUUCAGCGCUGCCCUUGGUGCAUUUACCGUCGGUUUGUUGAGUAACUUAUACUCCCGAUUUGGUAUGCCCUUCCGUAGGCUCGGUUACUGCAGCUCUGCGUUUACUUCAAUGUAUCCCGGUAUUAUAGACUUGGUUCCCGGUAGUAUUGCUUCCAGAAAUGUGCUUGCUGCUGGACUAAAUCAGCUUAAAUCAGUUCAGGCAAACACUACUACUAGUAUUUUGGAUAGUAGUACGCUGACCUUCGGUAUCACCAUGAUCGAGGUUUCCAUAGGCAUUUCCGUUGGUUUAUUUUUAAGCGCCAUUUUUGUUUAUCCUUUUGGCAAGGAGAGAACUGGUAUCUUUAGUUUAUGA
Molecule: messenger RNA, 2577 nt
Organism: Brettanomyces nanus
Lineage: Eukaryota; Fungi; Ascomycota; Pichiomycetes; Pichiales; Pichiaceae
Exons: 2
Coding region: 1-2577 (858 amino acids)
Biological process (GO): transmembrane transport
Molecular function (GO): transmembrane transporter activity
Source: RefSeq, a predicted model, not a curated record